AAAACAACGGAAAAAACAACCAACCAACCUCACUCAGUGAGUUAGUUUGAAGAUUCUCUCUCCUCUGUUACAACAAUGGCGACUACAGAAAUCGCAGCUCUAGGGUUUGGGUUUCGAUUAACCCAAUUUCCACCAUUUUCUUCUUCCUUAUCAAAUCGAAACCCUAACAAUGCAAUCGCUUUCAAUUCCAUUCGUAAAAUCCCCAAUUUUCGCAUUUGUUCAUCAUCUCUGACAAAUGAAACUGAAGAACAAGGGCUUUUUAGUAAUUUUACUCAGGAUGAGAUUCGGCUUGUUGAUGCUCUUAUUGGUAUCCAAGGACGAGGUCGCGCUGCUUCUCCUCAGCAGCUCAAAGAAGUGGAACGAGCGGUUCAAAUUCUGGAAGAUAUUAAAGGUGUUCCUGAUCCGACAAGCUCUAGUUUGAUAGAAGGUAAGUGGCGAUUGAUGUUCACUACAAGGCCAGGAACUGCCUCUCCAAUUCAGAGAACAUUUGUAGGAGUUGAUUUCUUCAGUGUAUUCCAAGAGGUAUAUCUACAAACAAAUGAUCCACGAGUGUCAAAUAUUGUGAAAUUCUCGGAUGCUGUUGGCGAGCUAAAAGUAGAGGCUGUGGCAUCUGUUAGGGAUGGAAAACGAAUUCUUUUCCAGUUUGACAGGGCAGCCUUUUCCUUGAAAUUCCUACCAUUUAAGGUACCUUAUCCAGUGCCAUUCAGACUUCUGGGAGAUGAAGCAAAGGGUUGGCUGGACACGACAUAUUUGUCAGAUUCUGGAAAUAUACGUAUUUCAAGGGGGAAUAAGGGCACCACUUUUGUGCUCCAGAAGGAAACUGAACCUAGGCAAGAGUUGCUUUCCGCGAUUUCUACUGGAAUUGGAGUGACAGAGGCAAUUGAUAAACUAAUUUCCACAGCUCAAGAUAAGGAUGGUGAACCUCAGCUUCUUGAAGGGGAAUGGAAGAUGAUCUGGAGCUCUCAGGUGGAGACAGACAGCUGGUUGGAGAAUGCAGCUAACGGUCUCAUGGGUUCACAGAUAAUCAAGAAAGAUGGACAAAUGAAGUUUUUGGUUGACAUAGUACUUGGCUUCAGAUUCUCCAUGACUGGCACAUUUCAGAAAACCGAGAGUAAGAUAUAUGAUGUCAAAAUGGAUGACCCAGCAAUCAUAUUUGGUUCAUUUGGACUUCCGGUUAAUAUGGAAACCAGAUUCAACCUGGAGCUUCUGUAUGCAGAUGACAGGAUCAGAAUCACACGAGGAUACAAUAAGAUUAUGUUUGUUCACGUUCGUGUGUAGACGUGUCACAGGUUCUAAUAAGCCACAAUUUUCAGAUAUGCUCUAAUUGUAAAUUCACUAGACUUCCUUCUUGUCUAUAAUCCCUAAGAACAGUAGAUAAAAUUUAUGUUAAUUUGAUUUGCUAUGUAGCCAUAAGUAGCUGUUUUGACAAUAUGACUAUACAACUCGUUCUAUUUGGAAACUGUUCUCUGUAUAAUUAAAGAUAUGACAUAAUUUUAUAUAUGGACAAUCUAUAAUUGUCAACUCCGUAUAA
Molecule: messenger RNA, 1531 nt
Organism: Chenopodium quinoa (quinoa)
Lineage: Eukaryota; Viridiplantae; Streptophyta; Magnoliopsida; Caryophyllales; Amaranthaceae
Product: probable plastid-lipid-associated protein 12, chloroplastic
Exons: 11
Coding region: 76-1278 (400 amino acids)
Source: RefSeq, a predicted model, not a curated record